Molecule: messenger RNA, 3229 nt
Organism: Physcomitrium patens
Lineage: Eukaryota; Viridiplantae; Streptophyta; Bryopsida; Funariales; Funariaceae
Source: RefSeq, a predicted model, not a curated record
UUCCGCUGGUGUUUGUGGUUAAUCGAAUGGUAUCAGUUUUGGUAUUGUGGAGUUUUUGAAAAAUAAAUUCAAGUUUUUUUGUUUUGGGUCGUUAUUUCGGAAUUGGUUGCUUGAUUGUUUUGAGGAUUUUGGGAUUGAUCGGUUUAGGGUCGCGGACGGUUUUCCUGCUUAGAUUUGCACUAGGAGAGAAUGUAGGCGUUUAGUAAGCGAGAAGUUUCUGUUGUGAUUGCGUUUGUUGAAUGUUAUUCGUAGUGGUUAGGUGGAGUAGAUAGUUGAGCGCUUGCCUUGCUCUGACUUGGAGCAGUUGUUGUUGUGACUUGAGAUUCUGUAGUGGUGGAUGUAGUUCUAGGGUUUCGUUAUGAUCGUCUUUCGUUUGAAGGAAAGAGUUUCCUGGGCGUCUUCGUUGCUGAUGUAAUAACUCGGGAUGGCAUCAUGACAAGUAUUAAUCAAACGCUAUUGUCGAAGUGUCUUCUUUUUGCGACAGUCUGUACAGGUAAUAGCAAUAGCUAUGAAUCUAUACCACUACCCGACUCUGUGAGAGGACUGAAAUCUGUCUCAACUUCUGGUGUAAACCGAAAAUGGAGGGCAGUGGUCCUAGUGAGGAGGGAAGUAAGGGAAAUGAGGUGGAAGUCCUUGGAGAAGGGAGUACUCGAUGGCGGGGCUCGCGCGUUCUAAAGCCAUGCAAUGCUCUUGCCGGUUGGUCUGAAAGAGCAACACCUUCACUCGAGCACACCAGUAAUGAGGUCGAAGUGGAGGAUAAUGGAGAGUUGCAACAUCAGGCCGCUGAUACAAUGGAUGAUCGUGAGACUAGUGAUGCGCGGUGGUGCAGAUUAGCAAAUCCCGAAGCUGAUGUUUCACCCUGGCGUAGACGAGUAAGGAUUGAUACUAUGCCAUCUGUUGCACGUGAUGCUACCAGUGGAAUGACACAUGACGGAAGAAGUGUUGGUUCUGAGGGGAGUAUGGAGGUGUCGGAGAUGUCCGGAUGGCGGAAUCCUCGGAUGAACAGAAGGCAUGCAGGAAAUAGGUUGGAAAGAAAUGCUCGUUCUCUUACUGCUUCCACCGUUGUUGAGUCUAGUGAGAGGAGCGGGCGGGGUGGAUUUGGAGUGUUGUUUGACAAUAUAUCAAGGGGAUCCGAGGCUAGUGGUUCUAGAGAUAGAAGGAUCCACGACCAGUCAGUCAUAGGUUUCUCGUCGGACGAGGAAAAUGGGCCAAUUACUGAAAAUACACAGGUUCAUGAUGUUAUUGACCUUGCUGAUGACUUGUCGCCCCUCGGAAAUACUCGUUCCAGUGGACCCGGCAAUGGCGAAAGUGCACGUAAUGAAGUGGUAGGACCUUCACACAGAUCCAGGGAGUCACCAGUGAGAAGAUUAAUGCAGGGAUCAGCAUCCGGGGAUGCAAAGCGUGCAAGAAGAAUCAUGCAUAGAAGUGGUGUCACCAACUCGGAGGAACCUUCUGGUGAAGGCGGAAAUUUUCUUCGUGUAGAAGAUGUUUACGAGAACAGCGUUCCUUCGGGGGAACAGAUCAAUGUUGUCCCAUCUCCAGGUUUAAGGAGGGGCCGAAGUUUAACUCUGGGACCUUCUGCACUUGGCACUCGAUUGGUUGGUCCUUCUCACACCGUAAACAACGGGCUACGUCGUAGAUUAGGGCGGCAUAGGUCACAAGCAGGUGGUGGUUCAAUUUUCGAAGCCUCGGACUCAAAUAAUUUGCGCCGCCCAUUUGUUAUACCUUUGGACACAGAGAAUGAGAGGGUGGUCAAUCAACCCAAUGGCAUUGUGAACCUGGAGGAUCCCGACUCUCCAACUUUGGUUUCCGUGAGGCCAGGCAACACUAUCGUUUUGGAUGAUGACGGAGAAGCGGAGCGCGCCCGACAAUUAUCGGAAGACGAGAGGGUUGCGAGAGAGUUGCAAGAAGCAUUUGCCCUUGAGGACAUGGGUGGUUCGCAGCCACCGACUGAUGAAAUGUUUGCGAGGAUGCUGCAAGAUGAAGAGAAUUCGCAUGGUCUGUGGCUUCCGCUUGAACAAAGGCCGGUUUUUUUCGCGCCUCCUGGAUUGCUGGCGAAUGAGCACCAUCGGGAAGCACGAAGGCUUUUUCGAAACGAAUUGGCUCAAGGAUCUGCAGGUGUUGCAGACAAUGUUGCAUCGGGUUCGAGGGUGGGGCGCAGGGGAUUGAGGCGUAACUCUGCCUUGGGUCGUAUGCUGAAUGCACAUUCCGCGCCAACACCAGAUCACAUGCUUGACAGACGCAUUCCAUUUCCAUCGAGCAUGGGGUUGGAGUCAAGUUCUUUUUGUUUGUUUCCUCCUAAGCAGAGGAUGGAGUUCUUGGCUGCUCUUGAGAUGGCCUUUCAGGAACAGUUGCCUGUUGGUCUUCAGCUUGCGCAUUUAGAUCGUGAUUUCAACGAGAACGAUUAUGAAAUGUUGUUGGCUUUAGACACAGACAAUUCUAGUCACCGAGGAGCUUCCAUGGAGACCAUCAAUCAACUUCCAGUCACCACCAUUGCACCAACUGAUGUGUUUGAAGACUGUUCUAUAUGCUUAGAGGUGCCCGUGUCAGGGGAUAUUGUUCGACGUCUUCCAUGUAUGCAUGUCUUUCAUCAGCCGUGUAUAGAUCAAUGGUUGCAAUGCCAAGCUGUGUGCCCCGUUUGUAAGGCGCAUAUUUCUGGUGGAUAGUUUGGUGGCGGUUGCGGUGCCUCAAGGAACGUGAUUAGACUCCUUUGCACUGAGUAUACCAUAAACUUCGGAUGAUCAAAUUGUUGUGGAAUCAAACCUACUUCGGGUGCUAUGCUUCCAUGUGUUGUCCAUCACUUGACGGAUGUGGUUGUGAUCCUUUUUGUCUAGUGCAGAUAAUGUACUAUGAUACCCUCAUGCUUGGAUAAUAGAGAGGGGGCCGAAAUUCCCAAUAUUUGUUUUACUUUUAAAAAGUGCGUCCUGUGUACCAUGGAUUAAGAGUAUAUAGCAGCAUGACUACUAAAUUUAGACUGGUAGUUUUUGCUCUCAUCCAACUUAUACCGGACAAGUCUUCUUGAAUUGUCCUCUUCAUUUUGAGAUUUCUAAUUUCAGGGUGAUCCUGAGAGUAGUAAAUUUCUUUUGGGAUGCCAAGUGCGAACAUCUUACGGGUAUUUUUUAGUUCAUAUGUAUAUCAGUAGGUUAUCAUAAUUGGAUCCGCUGAAAAGCAAGUUCAAAGAGUAAAAUUGUGCCAUGGAGUUAGUUAAUUUGGACUCACCUUGUGGAUC